AUGAUAUCUGCUCCAGCCACGAGAAUUCGAUCAGUACUGAAACCAAGAGGAUUCGCGUCCUUGCUCCAUGGCACAUCAUGCUUGACGUCCAAAUCAAGAGGAUUUGCAUCAUUGCUUCAUGAUACAUCAUCCUUGUCGUCAAAUACACCACAAUUCGUCGUGGGAACAAAGAAUGGGUUCCUACCAAGACAGGAUCCCUUGGUGAAAUUACCUCCCUCUUAUGAGAUAUUGGAAGACUUGCUCCAACGGAUGCCUCUGAAACUCAAGAAGGAUGGCAAACCUGGUUUACUUGCUACUGGUGGGUUUGGAGAUGCUGUACAUAAGGAACUGCCUGAAUAUGACUUUUCGAAUGUUCAUGAUUCGCAUCUUUUGACAGCACUCUUUCGGGACUAUACGUUCGCUUCAAGUGCCUAUUUACUUGAGCCAUGUGAUAUUAUGAAUCGAAAGAAGGGCGAUUAUGGUCUUGGGCGUGAUAAACUACCACGUAACCUCGCUGUUCCGUUAUCAGUCGUUGCGCAAAAGAUUGGUGCAAAGCCUUUCAUGGAGUAUGCACAAUCAUACAGUCUCUUCAACUGGCAACGAAAAGAUCGACAUGGAGACCUAUCGUAUGAGAAUCUGGACUUGAUUCGUGGAUUUGCUGGAGCAGACUCUGAACAUGGUUUCAUUCUCGUGCAUGUCGCUAUGGUUGCGCAUUCCGGAGAACAAGUCAGGACUACUUUGGCUGCUUUAGAAGCAGUCGAGAAUGAUUCUCGAACGAAAUUCAAUGCGGCCUUGUCUGAUAUGUUGAAGGCCUUCCAGAAAAUCAAUGGUGUUAUGGAUACCAUGUGGCGUCACUCUGCACCCGCUGAUUACGUCAAGUUCAGGACAUUCAUUAUGGGUACCAAGAAUCAGCCAAUGUUCCCAAAUGGUGUCAUAUACGAAGGUGUAUCAGAUCAAGCUACGUUCUAUCGUGGAGAAUCUGGUGCCAACGACUCUAUUAUACCCACAGCAGACAACUUUUUGGAAAUCACUCAACACCUCCCAUCGAAUCCCUUAACUCAAAUUUUGAGGGAUUUCAGAUCUUACCGACCAUCUGGACAUAAUGAAUGGGUGUCAUGGGUUGAAGGCAAAUCAUCUCAGCUUGGAGUCCGUGCAUAUGCUGAGAAGGAUGCUAGUUCGAAUGUUCUGUACUUGGCUAUGGUUGAUCAAGUUCGAGAAUUCAGGGCUAGACACUGGAACUUUACCAAAGAGUACAUUAUCAAAUACUCUGCUCAUCCUGUUGCCACUGGUGGUUCUCCGAUAGCAACCUGGUUACCGAAUCAACUGGCUGUUGUCUUGGAUGUUAUGGUAUCAUCUGGACGAAAGAUCAACAUGGCUGCCCUGAGUCCAGAAGGCCGGGAAAUGGCUGAUGAGCUGACGGAAAGAGCAAACACUCAACGACGUGUAUUGUUGCGAGAGGUUGACAACCUCAAGACCAAAUUCAAAAAUCAGGAACAGUUGGCUAGAGUGUGA
This is a messenger RNA of Synchytrium microbalum, 1491 nucleotides long. RefSeq lists its product as uncharacterized. NCBI's taxonomy places the organism in Eukaryota, Fungi, Chytridiomycota, Chytridiomycetes, Synchytriales, Synchytriaceae. The coding region runs from base 1 to 1491 and encodes 496 amino acids. The record is from RefSeq and is a predicted model, not a curated record. Gene Ontology annotation, molecular function: heme binding; metal ion binding. The transcript is spliced from 8 exons.